AUGGCUUGUAGUCGUUCUGUCAGUUAUAUAUGGAGAUAUAUUGUGAGAGUGAGAGACCUCCUUAAUCCAAAGUCUUCCAGUAGUCUUCACCAUCAAAAGCUAGGACCUUACGUUGAGAACCUUGCUAAACUAGCAGUAACGUCUUUUGUUAACAUAAAUGGACUAAUGGACGAAGGAAACAAAGCAAGAACUGUUGCAGCUACUAACAUGAAUGAGACCAGCAGUAGAUCACACGCUGUCUUUACUAUCAUACUAACACAAAGGAAGAAAGACUCUCUGACUGGACUGGUAGCAGAAAAGUUUAGCAAGAUUAGUUUAGUUGAUCUGGCUGGUAGUGAGAGAGCUAAAGACACUGAAGCUGAAGGGAAAAGACUUCAGGAAGGAAUUAACAUAAACAAGUCGCUGAAAACGCUACUUAUAGUCAUUCAUGCUCUUGCAUCAGCCAAGAAGAAAGGAGACUUUGUACCUUAUAGAGACUCAGUACUUACCUGGCUACUCAAAGAAAACCUUGGUGGUAAUUUCAGGACAGCCAUGAUAGCUGCCAUCAGUCCAGCACAGAUAAACAAUGAGGAAACACUCAGUACUGUAAGGUAG
Amphimedon queenslandica is the source of this 594-nucleotide messenger RNA. RefSeq names its product kinesin-like protein KIF1C. Gene Ontology annotation, molecular function: ATP binding; microtubule motor activity; microtubule binding. The record is from RefSeq and is a predicted model, not a curated record. NCBI's taxonomy places the organism in Eukaryota, Metazoa, Porifera, Demospongiae, Haplosclerida, Niphatidae. Gene Ontology annotation, biological process: microtubule-based movement. The transcript is spliced from 6 exons. The coding region runs from base 1 to 594 and encodes 197 amino acids.